Cadophora gregata is the source of this 5136-nucleotide messenger RNA. RefSeq names its product phosphatidylcholine and lysophosphatidylcholine phospholipase (gene NTE1). Gene Ontology annotation, cellular component: endoplasmic reticulum. The record is from RefSeq and is a predicted model, not a curated record. Gene Ontology annotation, biological process: lipid metabolic process. Lineage: Eukaryota; Fungi; Ascomycota; Leotiomycetes; Helotiales; Ploettnerulaceae. The transcript is spliced from 3 exons. Gene Ontology annotation, molecular function: phosphatidylcholine lysophospholipase A1 activity. Bases 223 to 4887 code for a protein of 1554 amino acids.
CGACGGAAUCUUUUGAUGUUUGGUGGGUUGGACUGGGUUGGUGGGGAGCGGCCGGCGAAUCCCGGCGGCCGCUCGGGUCUCCCUGUAUUGUUGCAGGCUUGAGCUCGCUUUCUAACCCCGUGCCUCGACCAUGACUUACCACGUUUACCAACCACACAGUUCCAAUCUCCGCCUCUUUCUCAGGAUAUGAAAGCUCCAGAAGCUGGAGGAUGAAUCGUCGAAAUGGGAGAGAGCUCUGGGGCGAGUGCUGAUAGCUUUCAGCAGUCUAUCAUCACCAUGUCCGAAACCAUUUCCGCAUUUGCUGAAGGCGUCACAAGCCUGCCAAAUGCUAUGGAGUCUGCAAUUCCUUCCGCUCUGGCUGUGGCAAACACAACAAUCCAAAAGCAGAAAGCCCAGUCUUCCUGGUUCGGUUUGUUUGGGAGAAUGAUUCUUUUCAUGAUCAAAGUGAUCCCUGGAUUUCUUUACUGGAUCAUCACUUUCUCAACUAUCACCAUGCCCACGUUCCUCUUCACGCUCUUCUCUACAAGCUUGACAUUCACUAUGAAUGCAACCACUUUAAUGUUGAUUGCCAUUGCGCUUGUGUCGACCUUGAGCUGGUUCGUCCGGUACAGGUUCUUGAACAUGUAUGCUCGGUUGCCGCCAGAACCCCAAAGAAAAGAACCGGAAAUCGACCUGUAUCCGGACACUCAAGAAGAAGGUUCCAAGUCUGGAUUUUCUAAUUACUUGGACGAGUUCCUCAGUGCUAUAAAAGUGUUUGGAUACUUGGAGCGACCAGUCUUCCACGAGCUCACAAGGACUAUGCAGACAAGGAAAUUAAUUGCUGGGGAGACUCUGAAUCUGGAAGAGGAGAAGGGCUUCUGUCUGGUCGUAGAUGGCCUGGUGGAGAUCUUUGUCAAGUCUGCUCGGGAAAGUAGAGGUUCGGAUUCGGAAACAGGGUUUCACCCAGACGACUCAUCCGAUAGUGGAGAGGGACAAUACCGGCGAAGUACACAACAGGGCUACCAAUUGUUGACAGAAGUGAAGAAUGGCGCCCCCAUGUCGUCCUUAUUCUCAAUUCUAUCUUUGUUUACGGAAGAUGUUAAGCUCAGACAUGACGAGGAUGAUGAGGCGGAGGGUAGCGGAUCUUCCGCAUACGGUCGUCAGCAGUUUCCCUCCAGCGGCAGCUUUGCCUAUGACCACAACCACCACGAAACGCCUCCUUCUCUACCAACGAGUCCUAUUUACGGUGCCCCAAGUGAAAAAGGCCAGUCUACCUCGCGCGACCGCUCCUCCACCCUAGCGAGUCCGACAGCUGGCGGCACGCUUCCUCGCGUUCCCCCUCUAUCUCUUGAUGAUCCCGACAGACCGCCCUUGAAGCAACGACCAAUGCCCAGAAGGACUCAGACCAAUUCUGCCCACCCAGAUAUCGUGGCAAGAGCUACUGUGGAUACCACCAUUGCCAUCAUACCCGCAAGUGCUUUUCGCCGCCUUACACGAGUCUAUCCGAAAGCUACUGCGCACAUUGUUCAGGUAAUUCUGACAAGAUUACAAAGGGUGACUUUGGCGACAGGACACUCUUAUCUUGGCUUGACGAGCGAGGUCUUACGUACAGAGAAGCAUAUGAACAAGUAUACAACAUAUGAGCUUCCCAACUUUCUGCGAGGGGACGCUUUGGAACGAUUGAAAGAAAAAUUCAUCCGCGAACGCGAGCGCAUCGGUGUCGAGGAAGGCAGUAAGGGUAUUGCAUUGCACAAUGCAGGCGCUGGCCGCAGGAGACGAUCCAGCAACAGCCUUCGGAAGGAGGCAACUUUGCACGCUUUGUCUGGGAAAACAGCAUCUUCCGUUUCGGUACGUGCAGAGCCAAUCUCGGGUAGUGAUACUGGCGCAAGCCCAAGCCCUGGGGAUCUUCUAACAAACAUACAAAUGUCUCGCAAUGGCGGCCGUAAAGUUAGUAACUUUGGUCAAGGAACCUCUGUUGGUCACUCGGUAGGGAAUGGCCCCGAAGUUUGGCACCAUGAUGCUCAAAGUCCUCUUGCGCAAAGAUCUUUCAAUCCUUUCAAUAGCCCCGUCAAUCCUCGAAGGACUCUUCAUCGUCAAGAGUCCAUAGAUGAGGACAGCAUGUUCCGUGGGUCAAUUCUGGAGUGCAUAUUCAAAGCCAUCGGGUUGACAAACACCAAAAAUGCCCUGAGAAUGUCAGACUCAGUGGAGGCGUCACCGAGACUUGUCUCGUACGAUCAGCGUCGGCAAAAGGCUGUAUUCAGCAACAAUGCAUUUGGCUUCAUUGACCCUUACGAAGGAUCUGCAGAUGGGGAUACCGAGUCAAUGACAUCCGGAGGGAUCAGUGCUGGUGGCUUUCCAAGUACGCAAGGCCUUGCCCAUGAGCUCAAAGAUGAAGUUGAGAUUGUGUUCUUCCCAAAAGGCUCUGUACUUGUAGAGCAAGGCGAGCGUAAUCCUGGAUUGUACUAUGUCAUUGAUGGGUUCUUGGAUGUCACCGUUCCUCUCGAUGACAAGUCCGAAUCUAUUGUACUAGCUCACUCCCAUCAAACGUCGUCAAAUGCAAGAGCUGGCCAUGAAACGCUGGCUCCACUUUCCCGGACACGCACUGGAUCUUCUCGCACAUCUGGCUCGGCUCUGGGUAAUGGCGGUACCGAAGGUAAAAAGCGAAGGUCUGCUGGUCGGAAGAGCCUGGCGCUGAUCAAACCCGGUGGGAUCGCCGGGUACAUCGGUACCAUCUCGUCAUAUCGAUCAUUCAUUGAUGUUGUGGCCAAAACAGACGUCUAUGUUGGAUUUCUGCCACGGUCCUCUCUGGAAAGAAUAGUCGAGAAGUACCCUGUCGUACUUCUUACUAUGGCAAAGCGAUUAACAAGUCUUUUGCCGAGAUUGAUUCUCCACAUCGACUUCGCGCUGGAGUGGGUUCAGGUCAACGCAGGCCAGGUUAUCUAUCACCAAGGUGAUGACAGCGAUGCAAUAUAUAUCGUUCUCAACGGCCGUUUGCGCUUGGUCACAAACAACGAAGAAGCAGGAAUGAAAGUUGUAGGCGAGUAUGGUCAAGGAGAAAGUGUUGGGGAGCUGGAGGUCAUGACAGAAUCAGUGCGACCUGCCACACUCCACGCGAUCCGAGAUACUGAGCUCGCCAAGUUUCCGCGCACACUUUUCAACAGUCUCGCUCAAGAACAUCCUGGAAUCACUAUCAAGAUCUCCAAGAUUAUAGCGUCGCGCAUGCGGUCCCUAGUAGAGGAUCCGGUCUUCCUCCAAGGAAAGGAAAAGACGACCGGCGCCACAAACAACAAAGUGUCAUCCACUAUUAAUCUUAGAACUGUGGCAAUCCUCCCUGUCACAGCUGGUGUGCCUGUUGUUGAAUUCGCUAGUCGAUUGACAAAUGCACUUACCCAAAUAGGAGCAACCAACGGAGUUACGUCCCUUAAUCAUGCCGCGAUUCUGAAUCAUCUUGGAAGGCAUGCAUUCAGUCGAAUGGGAAAAUUGAAGCUCUCCCAGUAUCUGGCUGAUCUCGAGGAGAAGUAUGGCUUGGUAUUGUAUGUUGCUGAUACGAACGUCAACUCCCCGUGGACCCAAACCUGCAUAAGCCAAGCUGACUGUAUUCUCUUGGUCGGAUUAGCUGAAGGUUCACCUGCAAUAGGCGAGUAUGAACGUUUCCUGUUGGGCAUGAAAACGACUGCGCGAAAGGAGUUGGUUCUGUUACAUGCCGACAGAUUCUCGCCACAAGGCUUGACAAGAGCUUGGCUACGCAAUCGCGUGUGGAUCAACGGCGGUCACCAUCAUGUUCAAAUGGCAUUUCGUUCUAGCUCAGUGCCAGUACACCCGCAAGCCAGGAAAUUUGGGUCGGCUUUAAAGCAACGCGUUCAAGUGAUCCAAGCAGAGAUCCAAAAAUACACAUCUCGAAGAGUCCGGCAAACGCCACUGUACUCCGCAGAGACCCCUUUCAAAGGAGAUUUCCAUAGGAUUGCAAGGCGUCUUUGCGGCAAGUCGAUUGGGCUUGUCCUUGGCGGUGGAGGAGCUCGAGGAAUAUCUCAGGUUGGCAUUAUUCGGGCCUUGGAAGAAGCUGGUAUUCCCAUCGAUAUCAUUGGAGGUACCUCCAUUGGCGCGUUUAUUGGUGCUUUAUACGCUCGUGAUGCGGACGUUGUGCCAAUGUACGGUCGAGCAAAGAAAUUUGCAGGGCGCAUGGCAAGCAUGUGGAGAUUUGCUUUGGAUUUGACGUAUCCAUCUGCAUCGUAUACUACUGGCCACGAGUUCAAUCGUGGUAUUUUCAAGACUUUUGGAAAUACACAGAUUGAGGACUUUUGGCUUGAAUACUACUGCAACACGACAAAUAUUAGCAAGAGCAGAUCGGAGAUCCACACUAGCGGGUAUGCUUGGCGGUAUGUCAGGGCUUCUAUGUCGUUAGCUGGACUUCUUCCUCCUCUGUGUGAUGAGGGUAGUAUGCUUCUCGACGGAGGUUACGUCGACAACUUGACUGUCUCACACAUGAAGUCUUUAGGAGCAGAUGUAAUAUUUGCCAUUGAUGUGGGUAGUCUCGAUGACGAUACGCCACAAACUUUCGGGGAUUCGUUGUCAGGAUUCUGGGCGUUUGCAAAUCGAUGGAAUCCUUUCUCUUCGUUUCCCAAUCCGCCCACACUUGCUGAAAUCCAAGCACGACUGGCCUAUGUGUCCAGUGUCGAUGCUUUAGAGAGAGCAAAGACAACUCCAGGCUGUCAUUACAUGCGUCCUCCGAUUGAUGAUUAUGGUACGCUAGAUUUCGGAAAGUUUGAUGAGAUAUAUCAGGUUGGGUAUAAAUUUGGUCAAGAGUAUCUGUCAAAAAUGCGAGAGCAAGGAGUUCUUCCGCUGGUUGAUGAGACAGAAGAGAAGAAGGCUCUUCGUCGUACAAUGGCCCCUCGAAGAGCAAGCAUUUAAUGGACAACAUUAUGGCGUCUGGGGUUGGGACUUCAUAAAUGGUAGGCGCUGGGAAAUACCCAUCAUAGAGAACACGCACAAAUAGAUGAGAAUUGACUGCGACUGGGGGCUUGUAAAUUUCGCCUAGAUGAUCCAAUGUGCAGAGUAUUCUUCGAAUUUACCAGAGAUAUGUUCCUCGUUUAUUGGUCCCUCAAGCAAAUGUAGCAUCUCCCAGGGAGAAGCUGUAUAGAUCUAUAUAUUGAACUUGCC